CGUGCUAUGACCACCUCCCUGGUCCUGAAUCCUCGCUGGGCGGACACGGUUAUGUUUGUGUAUGAAAACAACUUGGAUGAGCUGAAGAACAUGGAGGGUCUGGUUGGAAGCGGCAAUUUUGCGGCCAACCAGUGCAGGAAUCUGAUGGCCCACUCGGCUCUGAGUGGCCACCCGUCCAGCCUCGUCCACGGCUCCAGCUAUCCCUCCGUGGACGUAUCGACCUCAGGUUCCACAGAGUCGGGCAAGCAGUGCGCACCUUGCCCGACGGUUCCUCAGGCCUCGUCCACCGGUCCCAUCCCGUACGGCUAUUUUGGCAACAGCUAUUAUCCUUGCAGAAUGGGGCGGGGUUCCCUCAAGUCCUGCACGCAGCCGAGCGCGCUCAGCUACACUGCGGAGAAAUACAUGGAUACCCCGGUCACAUCCGAAGAAUAUCCUAGCAGGGCUAAAGAGUUCGCCUUUUACCACAGCUACCCCAGUCCCUACCAGUCCAUGGCCAGCUAUUUGGACGUGUCGGUGGUACAGACGCUCGGAAGCGGAGAGCCGCGACACGACAGUCUCCUGCCUAUGGAUAGCUACCAACCCUGGGCUCUGGCGAACGGAUGGGGCAGUCAGAUGUAUUGUUCCAAGGACCAGAGCCAGGCGGGCCAUCUCUGGAAGUCUGCGUUAGCAGAUGUCGUGGCCCACCAACAUGACGGGGGCUCAUUCCGUCGAGGUAGAAAGAAGCGGAUACCGUACACAAAAGUACAGCUCAAGGAACUGGAGAAAGAAUACGCGGCCAACAAAUUCAUCACAAAGGACAAGAGGAGAAAGAUUUCGGCGGUAACCAACUUGUCCGAGCGUCAGAUCACUAUCUGGUUUCAAAACAGGAGGGUUAAGGAAAAGAAAUUCAUCGCCAAAGUUAAGAACAGCGCGCCGUAGCGCAGAGCCCAAUCUUUGUUUUUCUCGGUGACUUGAAAUACAGAGAAGCAAAAAGUCGUCGCGAGGACUUUUCUUGGACUGGAACUGAAUGUUCUCUUUGCCCAGCGCAUUUACACCAAACAAAUAAAAGGAUGGACUCGAAAAAUGAAUAAUCUAAAUGAAAUGGAAAAAAAAAACGUGGAAGGACAAUAUAGCUUGUAAAUUACGCACGUGCCUGCCUACAUGUAACUGUGUUCGUUUAAAGUCUCUCUGUCCUCUUUAGCUUGCAUUUAAUGUUAGGUACGUCAGUGUCGUUGCUGUUGUUGUUGUAUUAGUCGUGUAGCUUAUUACCCAAUAUCUGUCAGUACUUAUAUACUAUGUUUAUAUCGCUUGUAAAACACAA
Puntigrus tetrazona (Sumatra barb) is the source of this 1300-nucleotide messenger RNA. It is a transcript of the gene hoxb13a, whose product is annotated as homeobox B13a. Lineage: Eukaryota; Metazoa; Chordata; Actinopteri; Cypriniformes; Cyprinidae. The record is from RefSeq and is a predicted model, not a curated record. Gene Ontology annotation, molecular function: DNA-binding transcription factor activity, RNA polymerase II-specific; RNA polymerase II cis-regulatory region sequence-specific DNA binding. The transcript has 2 exons. Gene Ontology annotation, biological process: regulation of transcription by RNA polymerase II. Bases 7 to 918 code for a protein of 303 amino acids.